Molecule: messenger RNA, 1368 nt
Organism: Dichotomopilus funicola
Lineage: Eukaryota; Fungi; Ascomycota; Sordariomycetes; Sordariales; Chaetomiaceae
Exons: 3
Coding region: 1-1368 (455 amino acids)
Source: RefSeq, a predicted model, not a curated record
AUGGCGUCGCUCAACAGCUUACCCCUUGAAAUCUUGGGUAUGAUAUUCAAGAAUUCUGACCGCAUCGAGACGCUGUCGUCCGCGAUCCUCGUCUGCCGCCGUUUAUGCGCCUCAUUCCGCACGGCUUCUUGCGUUCCCGAGGUCGUGCUCUACCGUCAAAUCCCCCCGACGGUGCUCCCAUACGCCAUCGCUUGGGAGGAAGCACGAUGCCUCCACCCCGAUCCGGUUGACACCUCAAUCAUGGCUGUGAUCGACCAAAUCAACAAUCAGCCGGACUUGCUUAUCGCCCGAGCAUUCAAGUUUCCCAUGGCACGCCUUAUCAAAAUGAGCCGUACGCACGACAGGAUGCACGGCUUCGUCAUGGACUAUGCGAAACAAGCCCGAGCCCUCAUCGAUCCUGAAAGCGUAGGAGAUGCGGUGGUCCUCACGUCAACCGAGUAUACACGGUUUUGUCGCGCCUUUUACCGCGUUGAUCUCUGCAACCUGUUGCUUGAGCUAUUCGGCAGCGGGCCUGCGAUCGACCCGAGUCUUCUCCACGCUUAUUUCCCUUGGGAGAACGAGCAAGUUGCCAGUGCUUUGGAAUACCUGAGAGACAGCUUUAUCAGGGCUACGUAUGAGGCCAUGGCCCACGAUGUCGAGCUUGGCGCCCGCACAUUCGAGGUUUCCGAACGCUUGGAGAAUAGGAUGAUGUUGUUCAACCACGCCUGGCCGAUAUAUCAUUCCAAGGCCAAAUCCAUCACGGAAAUGGUGUUCUCCCUAGAGCAAUAUGGCUCCUAUGAGGCUACUAGUCGCACUCUGGAGUCUGUGCGACUAGGCCCGGCUGUGAUUUGGGGUGAUGGGCCGAAUCUAGAGCGAGGACUGUGCAGAGCUGCAGCUCUUUCUUUGGUCGAGGCUUUCGUGAACCCAUCGUCGUGGCCACCUCACGCCGGCCAACUUCGGAUACGCAACGUGCUGGAGAAAACAUUGUUCCAGCAUAUAUUGACAGCGUGUACCUGGACCGAAGACGGCCGACGCCUGCGCACACCGACUACGGCUGACGCAGCGGGCCCAGCAGACAAAGACUCAUUCUUGGUCUGGCGCAAGGCGCAUGCAGAACACACCAUUCCCGAUACCAUGCUUACCAUCCGCUCGACUCGAGAUGGUUGGCUCCGCAGGCGCGCUUACUUGUUUUGGGAUGAGGAACGGGUUCAGCUCACCAUGGGAAAAAAUCCUGGAUCCGGACGGUUCACUGUUCCUCAGACAAUCCCGGACGAGUCGUGGAAGGAGAGAGCUCGGAUUUGGAAACAUGGGGGCAGCGGCUACUGGAGCGAGGGGGGCAUGAGCGGAGUGGUCUGGGGAGGGCCUGAUCGAGCCAUUCCUUUUAUUUGA